UCUCUCUCUCCUGCUUCUACAGAUGGUAGAGAAAAACCCUAGCACGAAAUGGGUCCAGGAAAGACAUAGAAGUACUCAGCGCUAACAACAAAGAAAUCGAACUCAAAUCAAUAAUGCUCGCAGCAGCCUGCCAAGCAUUGUAUUCAACAUUUCUUCUAGCGCCACGCCCAAAACGCUCUUUUAGCCUCUCAAUAUUUCACCUGCAAAUUCUCGAUAUUCCACACUUUUAUAGCCAGCAGAUGGGCUGCAGCGGAGCAGAAGCAGUGUUAAAUCUUCGACCCAACUCUUCAGUUGCUAUUGCCUAUCACCCUCACUUUGGUUCUUAUGAUGAUCUGAUGCUUCUUGAGCUUGAUGAAAAACUCCUCCCAGAUGUACUCCAACAAAGAGUAACUUUAAGAGGUCAGCCAGAUGAAGAUGCAGUUCUUUGCACUCAGUCAAAAACUUAUGCCAUAAAGUUUGUUGGAACUUCUAAUUCUUCAUUCCUCAUACCUCCAUCAGAUCAAUCUGCAUUGUGUGAAAAUUCACAAGUUAGUGACGACAAAGUUUAUGGCCAGGUAGGCCAGCAACGACUUGCACCCGUCAUUAAGGUUGCACCUGGUAACAUGGAGCUUAUUGAAAUUUCUCCUAGGCUUGACAAACUUAAGUUACUUCUAUCAGAGAAUCCUUAUGGGUCUGAGGAAGUCCUGGAAGUGGAGGAUUUGUAUGAGGGAAAAAAUAAAACUGGAUUGUAUAGGUGGGAUGAUCUUGUUGAAAGGGUUCAGGCUAGUAAUGAUGAAUUGAGGGCUGGAUUACUGGCCCUUUCAGCUGUAGAGAUUGAAGGGUAUUGGAGAAUUGUGGAGGAAAAAUACAUGGACAUGAUUCUAAGGAUGCUUUUGCACAAUUCUGUAUUGAAUGACUGGUCAUUAGAUGCACUUGAUGAAGCUGAGGUUGUAAGGGUGCUAGCAUCAGAUGGAUUUCCACACAAGCUUGCCCUCCAUUGUUUGGAUGUUUAUGGCAGUAAGAUGGAUGAGGAUGUGUGUGCAAAUUAUAUUUGGAAGUUAAAUGGGAGGAGAGUAUGUGUGCAUUUUGCAAGAGAAAUCUUGAAAGCAGGGAAAAGGAAGAUGGAAAAUUUUAUGGUGGAAUGGUUGAAACAGAUUCCAGAUGGCAUGCAGGCAAGUUUUGAUAUGUUGGAAGGGGAAGUCUUAACGGAGAAGCUUGGUGUUGAGACAUGGGUUCGUGCCUUUAGUGUUUCUUCACUGCCCUCAACUCCUGCUGAGCGUUUUUCCAUUCUCUUUAGAGAGCGAUCAAAAUGGGAGUGGAAGGAUUUACAUCCAUACAUCAGGGAUCUAAAGGUACCUGGUCUUUCUUCAGAAGCAUUGUUGCUCAAGUACACUCGAAGAACACAACCAAGCCUAGAUGCAGAACCUGUUUUUAGUGCAAGAUAGUGCAAAAAUGUUUUCUUCUUGGUUUGGCAAGGCAUUUUCUGUGCAACUCCCAAGUGUUUCAAAUUGUGCAUGCGUUGUUUGUUAGUAUUCUUUGAUUCAACAAACUUCACAUACAGGUUUAUGCGUGGCACGUCUUAUAAUGUUCAUUUUAGAUCGAAGGACACUAUCAAUGUGUUUCAAAUCCAAAUAUAAUGUAGUGAACCAAAAUGAAAAUGUGAGUGAAUCUGUUGCAUAAUUUAGUUUUGCUUCA
Hevea brasiliensis (rubber tree) is the source of this 1674-nucleotide messenger RNA. RefSeq lists its product as uncharacterized. The coding region runs from base 114 to 1424 and encodes 436 amino acids. Gene Ontology annotation, cellular component: Ctf18 RFC-like complex; nucleus; chromatin. The transcript has 4 exons. The record is from RefSeq and is a predicted model, not a curated record. Lineage: Eukaryota; Viridiplantae; Streptophyta; Magnoliopsida; Malpighiales; Euphorbiaceae. Gene Ontology annotation, biological process: mitotic sister chromatid cohesion; maintenance of mitotic sister chromatid cohesion.